This is a messenger RNA of Labrus bergylta (ballan wrasse), 2477 nucleotides long. It is a transcript of the gene lhx4, whose product is annotated as LIM homeobox 4. Gene Ontology annotation, cellular component: nucleus. The record is from RefSeq and is a predicted model, not a curated record. Gene Ontology annotation, biological process: neuron differentiation; regulation of transcription by RNA polymerase II. NCBI's taxonomy places the organism in Eukaryota, Metazoa, Chordata, Actinopteri, Labriformes, Labridae. Gene Ontology annotation, molecular function: zinc ion binding; RNA polymerase II transcription regulatory region sequence-specific DNA binding; DNA-binding transcription factor activity, RNA polymerase II-specific.
GUGCGCCCACCGUGUUUCGGGUGUAUGCGCGUGCGUUUGUCUCCCGGUUUGGAUCACGAUGAUGCAAAGUGCGGCGGUCCUAACGACAGAGAGUCCUGUUAAGAGUUUACCGGAGAUUCUCGGAGUGCCACUGCAACAGAUCCCUCAGUGUGCCGGCUGCAGUCAGCACAUCCUGGACAAGUUCAUCCUGAAGGUGCUGGACAGACACUGGCACUCCAAGUGCCUCAAGUGCGCCGACUGUCAGACUCCGCUGGCGGACAAAUGUUUCUCCCGAGCCGGAAACGUCUACUGCAAGGAGGAUUUCUUCAAACGUUUUGGAACAAAAUGUGCGUCGUGCCAGCAGGGGAUCCCUCCCACACAGGUUGUGCGGAAGGCACAGGACUUUGUGUAUCACCUGCAUUGUUUUGCCUGCAUAAUGUGCAGCCGACAGCUGGCCACAGGGGACGAGUUUUACCUCAUGGAGGACGGAAGGCUGGUGUGCAAGGUGGAUUAUGAGACGGCCAAACAAAACGACGACUCCGAGGCGGGGACCAAACGACCAAGGACCACAAUCACGGCCAAGCAGCUAGAGACCCUCAAAAGUGCCUACAAAAACUCCCCCAAGCCGGCGCGCCAUGUCAGAGAGCAGCUGUCCUCAGAGACGGGGCUGGACAUGAGAGUGGUGCAGGUUUGGUUCCAGAACCGGCGAGCGAAAGAGAAGCGUCUAAAAAAAGAUGCAGGACGACAUCGCUGGACUCAGUUUUAUAAAAGUGUUAAACGCAACCGAGGAGGGACGAAAGUGGAGAAGGAAAGCUCGGCCGACGACGCAGGACUCAGUGACAGUGAGCUGAGCUUCAGAGAUGACCAGGUCCUGUCAGAUCUCGGACACACCAACGGCCUUUACGGGAGUGUUGGUGACGUGACCAACAGCGGGGUGUUGAACGGCGGCUUCUCCGUCGACGCGGCGGGACAGCCGUACCACGACAUCAGAGCAGGAAGUCCCUACGGUCUCCCUCAGUCGCCCUCCUCCAUCACCUCUCUGCCCGGCCACACCCCCCUCCUCAACAACCUGGGCUUCAGCAUGGACAGUCUGGUAGUGCAGGGCGGCCCGGGUGGCGUGGGACAGGCGCUGAGGGCCAUGGCGGGGGGCCCUACCUCGGACCUCUCCACAGGCAGCAGUACAGGAUAUCCCGAUUUUCCCACCAGCCCCGCCUCAUGGCUGGACGAGAUGGACCAUUCCCAAUUUUGAGUGUUUAACCUGGAAGAAGAUCGCUGUGAGGAUACAACAAAACAGACCAACAUGGCUCUUGACUUUUCUUUCUAUCAACCAGCGAGACUGGUCGGGAUGUGUAGUCUGGACAAAAGCCGUGUAAAGCCCCUCCACACGGCUGAAUGUUCAAUCUCAAACCUGUAUCAUACAAUCUUCUGUCAUCACCUGACUUUAUUUUGUUCACCUGACUGGAUUUCAAAUCAGUCAAAGGAUUUUUCUUACAGGGAAGCCCCAUAAUACACCCUCAUUGUCUAACGGCUACGACAUUAGGGUUACAAUCUUGAUCUCCGUCCCUAUGAGAACCAGGAGGCACCUGCAUGCUUCUGAUUGUUGAUGCGUAAGACUGCAGUCCGUCUAUAUCAGAGCCUUUACAUUGGCGAUGCACUUUACUCUCCUCCUCUUUUUCUACACGUUUGGACAGAAAUGCAGAGAGAGGAGGAGCAAGAGGAGAGACAUAUGCACAAGGCAAAAUCACAGUGUUUCAUUGGGAGAGAAAUUUACAAGAAGAGUGGCACAAGUGUGAUUUUUGAACCAUGCUGAUGUUUUUUUAUGAAUUGCAGAAGCUUACACGUUAUUAGGAAGUAGGUGGUCUGUCCGUCCCUCUGUCAGUAGUAACUGAUGUCUCCUCUGUUUGAGUGAAGCGCACACAGCUGGUCUCUUCUAUAUUUAUAGUUGCUUGACUUGUUCUUGUCUGUUUAAAAAGCUGUCUGAGCAGACAUCUGUCAGUAUUGAGUUAUCUCUGUCUGGACUCAAAAGGGAUCAAAGAUAAUGUGUUGGAGGAGAGUCAAGAAAUUGAGGGUUUGGAGAAAUGUAACUUCGGUUUUUCCCGUAAUAUAUCACACAUCUAAAUGAUUAAUUUAUUUUUUUUAAUGCACAUUUUACAGAUUGUCACAGAUUGGUGUCACAGUAAUAUUGGUCACACACAUUCAACUCACCAACGAGUAUUAGCAGGAGCACUGAUAAAGAUGUGCUUUGUGUUAGCUUUGCAGUCUGAUCAGAGCUUCUCUUAGUAAUCUACUCAGUCCAGCAGAGUUCCAGAUUUGCUUGCGAUCAACCUACUUACUGACCCCAGAUGUAUUGUCAGUCUGUUCUCUCCCCUGCCUGGCCUCCAUGUCAGAGGGAUUACCACAGAGCCCCCCACUAUCAGAGCUGAUUCUCUGCUGUAGCUUCACUGCAGGCGUGAUUGCUGAGCUGAACUUACUGUUCAGGCCUCAACAGCUUCAUCUUA